UGAAUCUGCCGUCCACCAUGAGCGCCGCUGUCUUUUCAGAAAGAAGUCCAGCUGGUCGAACUCGGUGGUCUCAUCAUGAAUGGAAGUUCGUGAAUGCUACUGGAUACCGCGUGAGCAAUACUGACAAGAAUGGGACCUCAUUCACGGCUCGCUACCUGCUACCAGCAGGUACAUUGGCCAUAUGGAAGACUACCUACUACCUUCCGGAAGGAAACGAGUCCACGGACACGAUUCGCGUUGAUGGCCCACUCGAUUCUCUAAACGCCACAAGUGGAACGACUGCCACAUCUGCCAUUCCGUCGAAGAAGUGGAAGACAGGUUGUGGAAAUGAUAAGGUUAUCAAAAUCAGGACAGAGGUGACCAUCGAAAGUAAGGGAGCAGGAAUACCCCAGAUUCGAGGAGCAACCGGCUACGACUCCUACUAUCGUUUUCAGCAAAUUUUGACUUACGAUUUGGAGAAAUGUGACUAG
Molecule: messenger RNA, 470 nt
Organism: Lindgomyces ingoldianus
Lineage: Eukaryota; Fungi; Ascomycota; Dothideomycetes; Pleosporales; Lindgomycetaceae
Exons: 2
Coding region: 18-470 (150 amino acids)
Source: RefSeq, a predicted model, not a curated record